UGCCCAUCGCUGAUCUCCGGGGAGCAACACCUCCUCUCAAGCAGCAAGGAGGAACCAAAGUGCCACCCUGUGUUGCACAGGGGAAGAUCUUUCCGGCCGGACUCUACAGGAAGUCUGCUGGGCACCGCCAUCUUUAAAACUCCACAGCUGCCAUCGCUUCUCACCGGGACUGUCCUGCUGCCAGAAACAGCAAGUUCUAUUAUGUCAUUCCUCCACUGUUUUCUAAUCUUGGCUCUUGCAAGUCCAAUCCUAUCGGAUCCCUGUCCUCAAGUCUGCAUUUGUGACAACAUCAGAACUUUUGUGACCUGCGCUAACAAGAACCUGACAGAGAUACCAGACACCAUCCCACAGUACACCCAGAAACUGAUCCUCCAAAAAAAUGAAUUUAAGGUAAUCCCCACAGGAGCAUUCAUCCCAACUCCAUACCUAACGCAUCUCAGUCUACAAAACUGCAGCAUUGAAGCAAUACAGGAAGGGGCAUUCAGAAACCUUGCUCGUCUACGGUACCUCAAUCUUGGCUCCAAUCGUAUCAGUAUAAUACAGCAGGAGUCCUUCGAUGGACUUUCAUCCCUUGAGCAGCUCAUUCUUGAGAAAAAUCGCAUUGAGGAGAUAAAGACUGGAGCAUUUAGUCAAUUAGGACUUCUCAGUUUUCUGAAUCUUGAAGACAACUUCUUGGUCUACCUGCCGGAUAUGGUAUUUCAGGGACUGUUGCAGCUGAAAUGGAUGCGCCUAUCUAGAAAUAUGAUCAGCAUUGUGUCACUUGAAGCCUUUGCAGCGCUUUCGAAUCUGAAAAGACUAAGUCUAGACCAAAAUGAACUGCAGUAUCUACCAGGGGAAGCACUUUCAAGACUAUCUGCUGUUACUAGGCUGGAGCUUGGGUGGAACCCGAUGACCUUUAUUUUAGAGGAAGCUAUCCAGAUGCCAUCUCUGCAGCAGCUCCUCCUCAAUAACAUGGCAUUGCAGGAUGUGUCUUACAAGGCGUUCGAAAAAAGCAAACAACUUUCUUUUAUUGACAUGAGUAACAAUCAGAUCAGAUCAAUUCAACCUCUGUCUGGACUGGAACAACUAAAACGUCUGAACUUGACAGGAAACCAGAUCAUCUGUGACUGCUUUUUGAGACAAUUUAAAGAAUGGGCCGAUAGGUUGAGGUUAAAAGUUGAUUUGUUUUGCUUUGGCCCCAACCAUUUCCUAGGAGACCACUUGGACUCUCUUAGAGCUAGAGAUCUGAAAUGUGGAAAUUUCCCAGAGGAUGUUUAUAGGAUACCAGUGGUCACCGAAAAACCUGAUGUGGACAACGUAUGUCCAAAGGGUUGUGAGUGCAAAACCGAUGAUAAACAUGCUAUUUGUGAGAAUAAAUCUUUACAGAAGAUUCCCAAAGGAUUCCAUGCGGGCACCACCCUCAUUGACCUACGUAGGAAUUCUUUCCACUCUAUUCCCAAGGGGGCAUUCUCAGAUAUGAAAAAGGUAGCAUCGCUGCACCUCCAAAACUGUGAGAUCAAUGACAUACAGCCGGGAGCCUUCAUGGGGAUGACAAAUCUGGUUUAUCUCUACUUGUCACAUAAUAAGAUUUCCUCCUUAAGCCCUGAGGUUUUUCAGGGAGCAACAAAUAUCGGAUAUCUUUUUCUUGACAACAACAAGUUUAGUAGUAUUCCGAAGGAAACAUUUAGGCUUCUUCCAAACCUUUUUUCACUGCAUAUGCAGCAUAACUCUAUUAACUCAGUUUCUAGCAACAAUAUGGCCGGGGCACAAAAGCUUCACUGGCUAUAUCUCACCGGAAAUAAAAUCAAUUAUAUCGCUCCCACCGCCUUUCGGAAUAUGAAAGAUCUAGAAAAACUCCAUCUUGAUGAUAAUAUGCUGUCAGAGAUACCGUCACAAGCUCUUAAAGGAAUGCCGAAGUUAACAGAAUUAAAGCUAUCCAAGAAUCCCAUAAAAAAAAUUGGAAAUGGUGCAUUCUUGCCAGUAUCUCAGUCGAUGCAGCAUCUAUAUCUGAACGACAUGAGACUUCAACAGAUUUCCAAUGGGGCAUUUUUAGGCCUUGGUAAAAACAUUAAGAGUCUUUAUCUGGAAAACAACAAUCUGCAGAAUCUUCCUAACAUGAAAAACUUCAAUGGACUUGAAGUUAUAAACUUGUCUAAAAAUCCUUUUACCUGUGACUGCCAACUACUCCACCUCCACAGAUGGGUCAACAGCUUAAAUCUAAGGGUGGGGGCCACCUGUGCAGCUCCUAAAAACCAAAAGGGCCAUGAUGUCAGAAGUGCUAAAUUCAGUUCCUGUCCUGGAUGGGAGGAUAAUAAAAACAAGAAAAAACGAUACAUACCUGCCACCUCCCCCAGUAAGAAGAACAAACAGAGGAACUAGGAACGAUAAAGACAAAAAGAAUACCUUGUCUUAUUUAAGAACCUGCAGAAAAAUCGAUUUCUUCACAUUAUAUAAUCCACCUCUUCCAUUGCAGCCGAAUAAUGUUAUUUAUCUGCGUGGUUAUAAGACAUGCACUUACAAUAGCUGAGGGCCACUGUAUAGCGUCCCCCAUGUUACAGUACGGUGACCAUCAUAUCUCUAUGUUUCUGUGUCAUCAUGAAAAUCAUUAUAUGUUACAAUUUUGGACUGGACAGAAUAGUUACUUGGCCGGUUGUAUCUUUAAAGGGGUACUCCGGUGC
Messenger RNA from Hyla sarda, 2657 nucleotides. RefSeq names its product chondroadherin like (gene CHADL). Gene Ontology annotation, cellular component: extracellular matrix. The transcript is spliced from 5 exons. The coding region runs from base 202 to 2358 and encodes 718 amino acids. Gene Ontology annotation, molecular function: protein binding. Lineage: Eukaryota; Metazoa; Chordata; Amphibia; Anura; Hylidae. The record is from RefSeq and is a predicted model, not a curated record.